Molecule: messenger RNA, 1380 nt
Organism: Parnassius apollo (apollo)
Lineage: Eukaryota; Metazoa; Arthropoda; Insecta; Lepidoptera; Papilionidae
Source: the annotation of a GenBank genome assembly
AUGAGAAUCCUGAUAUUCCUGUUGGGAACAGUGCUGCUUCCCAGUUUUGUUUCGCUUCAAGCGCCGCAAGAGCUGGACGCCGAUACCAGAAAAUACUUGGAUUAUAUCGUCAAAAAAGCCACUGAAGAUAUCGACAACAACACAGUCGAUUGGUUGAAAAGGAUCGUGAGCCCCAAUGAUACGCAGAUAAGCACCGAAAGUUCUGCGAGGACCUCCGUUCCUGUAACACCUACCAUAGACAGCUCCACGGACAAGCUUUUGAGCAAAUCCAAUUUACCCUCUGAUCCUGAUCUAGAAGAGGACUUUGAAGACAGCGAAAAAUGUGUGACGGAUGACGGUUCGGACGGUCUCUGUGUCAGGUACCACCAGUGCGAUGACAGAGGAUUAAUAGAUAACACCACGCUUAUAGACUUGAGGGCUGCUAUGUGUCGCCAUUACCUUAUGAAAUGCUGUUUGCAAUCGGAAGCCCACAAGCAACCGAAGAAGGACAAACCGCUACCACCGCAAUCUGAAUGUGGCUGGAGUAACCCAGACGCAAGCAUCCUCCGUAUCAAAAACCAGUACAACAUCAAUAAAAAAACAUACGCCGAUUACGGGGAAUUCCCUUGGAUGGUUGCUUUGAUCAAGAAGGACGAUAGUGCUGACUGGUCGCAGAAGAAUUACCUAGGUGGAGGUACCAUCAUACAUCCGUCCGUGGUGGUCACUGCUACUCACAAAAUCUCUCUCCACAGCAGAUUUAAACAGAUAUUUCUCGUUUGUCAGAUAAAAUGUCGGGCUGGAGAGUGGGACACGCAGACAGAUCUUGAGCUAUAUCCAUAUCAGGAGCGGGAUAUAAAGAAGGUCAUCACCCAUGAGGAGUACUAUAUGACACCGGCGUACAACGAUAUCUCUCUUCUGAUAUUGGAAAAGCCGUACAACUUGACGGACGCACCCCACAUUGGCGUAGCGUGCCUCUCACCUGACCUGCCUACUCCAGGCACGCAAUGCUUUAGUAUGGGCUGGGGAAAGGAGUUCCAGAAGAAGAACGAGUACGCUGUUAUUUUGAAAAAGGUUCAGCUGCCGUACGUACCUUUCGAAGAGUGCCAAGCUUCCCUAAGGAAAACAAGGCUGUCCGCACGGUACAACCUACAUCCGUCCCAUAUUUGCGCCGGCGGUGAAGAAGGUGUCGAUACCUGCAAAGGGGACGGUGGGUCUUCUCUUGUGUGUCCUAUCAUGGAGACAGGUGAAACAACAAGGUAUGCUGUUUAUGGAAUGGUGGCAUUUGGGAUCGGUUGUGGUAAGCCGAUUCCUGCUGUUUACGUCAACAUUCCUCAUCUGUACCGUUGGAUAGGAGCGAAGAUGUUAGAAGAACGCCUUGAACGUUUUUCUUAUAGAUAUUAA